AUGCCGGACCCGGCCGAUAUCAUCGAGCCUGGCCUCGAAGACAACUCCAGUGGCACCGGCGAGUUCGAGCCGCUCGAGUAUACGGCCGACGAGCCAAGUUUGCACCAAUGUCUUGGCUCGGCAAUCUACAGGCACUCCUUUGAAAAUGGCAGAAGGUACCACUACUUUCGAAAUGGGAAAUACCCGAUACCCAACGACGACAUUGAGCAGACCCGCGACGACAUGAAGCAUGCCCUCCUACUGGAACUCACAGGCGGACAACUGAUCCAUGCCCCUAUCGGUGACAACCCUCAAAAAAUCAUUGAUAUCGGAACUGGAACAGUAGGAGAUAGGUAUCCUAGGGCCGAAGUCGUCGGUGUUGACCUCUCCCCUAUUCAGCCAGUCUGGCUGCCACCGAACGUCAAAUUCAUCAUUGAUGACGUCGAAGACGAGUGGUUGACGGUCCACAGGAAAUACGAAUAUGUCCAUGCUCGGAACUUGAUAUCCUUCACCGGCAACCCCUCCAAACUAUUGGCCCGAUGUUACGAGAACAUGAAACCUGGGGCCUGGAUUGAAGUGAGCGACUUUGGCGCUGACGUCCUAUGCGAUGACGGCACCAUGCCCCCGGAUUGGCCCUUGAAACAGAUGUUUGGUAAGCUGUCUGUGGCGAUGCACAACCUCGGGAAAGAUAUACAGAUUGCGCCACAGGUCGGACAACUCGUUGAGGAAGCCGGCUUCGUUAACCUUACGCGGAAGGUGUACAAGGUGCCCGUGGGGAUAUGGCCGGCCAACAGGACACUGCGCCUUGUGGGCAUGUACAUGCGCCAGGUGACGGAAGAUUUCCUGGACGCCGUGGCUGCGAAGCCAUUUCGGACACUUGGUAUGACUGAGGAGGAGAUUUCAGCAUUCAUGUCCAGCGUCUUGGAGGCACUGUACGACCGGUCCGUCCACAGCUACAACUGUUACUAUAUCUGGGUGGCUCAGAAGCCGGUCGAUGCGAAAGACUGA
Messenger RNA from Grosmannia clavigera kw1407, 987 nucleotides. RefSeq lists its product as uncharacterized. The transcript is spliced from 6 exons. Bases 1 to 987 code for a protein of 328 amino acids. Gene Ontology annotation, molecular function: methyltransferase activity. The record is from RefSeq and is a predicted model, not a curated record. Lineage: Eukaryota; Fungi; Ascomycota; Sordariomycetes; Ophiostomatales; Ophiostomataceae.